AUGUGGUUACCUCAAAAAGAAAUAGUGCAGUUAUUUCAUUCUAAAGAUAGAGCUCUUGAUGCAAUGAUAUUAGUCAUUUCUAAUAAAGAUGCUAUCUUAAAUGUUUGCCUGUAUGCCUCUAAAAUAUAA
Messenger RNA from Dentiscutata heterogama, 129 nucleotides. Lineage: Eukaryota; Fungi; Glomeromycota; Glomeromycetes; Diversisporales; Gigasporaceae. The record is from the annotation of a GenBank genome assembly.